This is a messenger RNA of Rubroshorea leprosula, 1077 nucleotides long. Lineage: Eukaryota; Viridiplantae; Streptophyta; Magnoliopsida; Malvales; Dipterocarpaceae. The record is from the annotation of a GenBank genome assembly.
AUUCUACUUUUGUUGAAUCUCAAGAACCAAUGCUCUUAAAUACUAAAGAGUCUAAGCCGCGUGUUUCUGCUCAUUUCCUUCUCCCCUGCACCGAACAAGCCUUCAGCCAAGCCCAGCCACCACCACCUACUCUUCUUGGAAAAUUGAUCUGCUCUGUUCUCCUUGCCCCUGUCCGCGAGCUGCUCUUGCUAGUGAGAGUGCUUUCAGUUUUCUGUUCCCCUCCAAGAUCCCGCCAGCCUUCCCACCACCAGCUCCAAUUGUUUUGCUUGCUGAAUUUUCUGGUUCCUGAUUAUUCUAUCACCCUAGCUCUUGGAGCAAGUUUUCUGCUUUAUGCGAUUGAGGUAAGUAAAUUUAUGGUUAUGCCGUACAGUUUUUAAAAGCAUGUUUUGACUUGUUUUUGAAGUGGUGGCGGAACUAAACCCGUUUUAUACAAAAGUAAGUAUGAUUGAUUUGAAAUGAAAUUUUUAUGCUUUUCAUUAAAUUGAGCAUGCCUACUUGAAAUUUAAUUGAUUGUCCUGAUGAUCUGAAAGUGAUUGGUGAAUUAUGGUUUUUCUGUUAACUUCUACCUGUUUUGUCUCCGAUGUGGUCAUGUUAUUAGUGACCCUGCUAGUGGGGGAGUUUAUAAACGCUAGCACAUGUCGACAUAUUAGUGAUAGUACCAGUUCGUUCGAGUAACCCUGCUAGUGGGGGUUAUACACCAGCAAAUAGUGCGUCUGCCAGUGGGUGGUUUAUAACAUUGGCCAUGACCUAUAGAGGAGACGUCUAUUUCGUUUCCGUACUGUAUCCGUUUUUCGUGAUUACAUUUGUUGGCAUGCUAUAAGUUUAAUAAGGGGCACUCCAUAUUUUACUUACUGAGUUUAUCUCAUAGUUUUCCUUGUCCACCAUUUUAGGUAGUGAGACCCGAUGCAUGGGGAGUCCGGGAGAGUGACGAGCUAGACGGCUAAGCACUUUUGGACUUAGAUUUUUUUGUAGUUAGGCCAUUAGUCACCCAUGCUUGACUUAGAAAUUUUUGUGUACAGAACUUCUUUAAUUUUAGUCAUGAUCGUAUAUAUGAAGUUAUAAAUUUUGUACAUCUUG